GAAAAAAAUUGGAAUUAAGUAAAUAUAAAAAUUAGGAACACGGGUAAUUAACGUAAUUAUCAUUUAGGAUUUUUAUUUUAGGCUUCGAUUGAGCAGAAUCGAGAAGGAUAAAAUUACAGCGACUGUUCUUUCCGUCCACGGAAUUUUACAGGGAUCGGACACAGAAGGGAAUCACAUUGAAAAGAAAUCCCCGAGUCGUUUUCGAAAACCACUCAUGCGAAAUAAAGAGACGAUCUUAAGACCAUUGAAAAUCGAAAAGAAACCUGCGACGUCUCUUACGCGGAGAAUUUCCGCGACGAAGAAUUUCGUGUAUGAAAUGGGACCGAUCGAAAACAGUGUCAGGUCGAAAAAAAUCGUCGAAAAUUCGACAGUCCACCUUGAUGAGUCCUACAAUACAGCAAAUUGUAAGAAAUGUUCAUUAAGUUCGACACAAAAGCGUGUAAAGAAUAUCCUAACAUUUUCACUCAUUUCCACGUUUUCAGGUAUUUCAGGGAAGAGAUCUGGAAAUAAAAAAUGCACUCUGGGGAAAAAUGCACGCAAGCAUGUCGCUCGAUUUCCAAAAUUAAAAGCCGGUUACUCUUCCGAUGACUCGUUGAAAAGAAAUAUCGAUGACGUCACGACGAAGACGACGUUACCGCUGGUUCGAAGAGGAAAUUCCAUCUUGGAAGGAAAAACGGCUUCAAGGCAUAUCAAUACAAAAGUUCCAAGAAUUGAAGAAGAGGUUGAUAAUGUUAAAACAAAUUGGCAGAAGCUUCGAGAAAAGCACUGGGCCCACAGGAAAGACUACUUGGAAGAAGAUCAAAAAAGAAAAUUGUAUAAGACUUUGGAAAAUAUGACAAGUCAACUUGACAAAAUGCAGAUUUUCCAGAGGCCAUGUCAAGAUGAAGAACACUCGCAUAAAAAUGUUGUCAAGGCUUUAAACAAACCGCCAAAGACUUCCUUCGUAGACGAGGUCUCCAGCUUUAAAAACUCGUUAUUUCCAAAGAAGCACAGUUCAUCGAAAAAACCUUCCUUGACGAGCAUCCUGGAGAACUGCAAGAAGGAAAAAUUGGCAGAAAGUGUCCUCGGUAACUUUGAGAAGAAAAAUCCCUCGAAGAGAGAUUCAUCGAUAGCAAAGUCUUCCGCAGCACAGAAAAGGCUUUCCUUUGGUCAGAGUGAAAAAAUUAAUGGAACAUCGAGGAAGAAUAUUGCAGAGAACGAUUCGAAGCGACAGGAAGUGAAAUCCGAAUUGGAGGAAUAUUUAGAAAAGUAUGGAAAUUUCGAAAAGGCGAAGAAAGGCGAGCCAAUUUUGGAAACGUCGCCUCGAGUCGUCGAGGAUAUCUUGGGCAGAUUGAACAUCCGUGAUUGUGGAUUUUUCGAUUUUGUUGAUGACGAUAGCAAGUCGACAACUUUGGGAGAUGCAACCUGCAAUUUCCUCGGCAAAGGGAUACUUCCUGAAGAAAUAAAAAUUAGAUCAGAUGAGGGGGUAAAUCGAAAAAUAACUAAUGCUACUACUUCACUUUCGAAGGGGACCAGGAAAAUCUUACUCGAUGCAAACUGUGUAGAUGCUUCGAGCCAAGGAAAUAGUUACGCUAGAAAACCAGAAAAUGUUUUCGUUAGAAUGGGUCUGAAUGGGAUCGAAGAACACGUUCCCCAGCACUUGGUUCCCCAGAUAUUGAAGUCGGAGUACCUAAGCAAAAAUUUGGCUUCGUUAUAAUCCACUUAAAUGAUUUAGAACUUUCACUGG
Messenger RNA from Orussus abietinus, 1726 nucleotides. RefSeq lists its product as uncharacterized. The coding region runs from base 215 to 1696 and encodes 493 amino acids. NCBI's taxonomy places the organism in Eukaryota, Metazoa, Arthropoda, Insecta, Hymenoptera, Orussidae. The transcript has 3 exons. The record is from RefSeq and is a predicted model, not a curated record.